Loa loa (African eye worm) is the source of this 377-nucleotide messenger RNA. RefSeq lists its product as hypothetical. Bases 96 to 377 code for a protein of 93 amino acids. The transcript is spliced from 3 exons. The record is from RefSeq and is a predicted model, not a curated record. NCBI's taxonomy places the organism in Eukaryota, Metazoa, Nematoda, Chromadorea, Rhabditida, Onchocercidae.
UUCCAGGUCUAUUAUAUCCACUCUGUUCAACACCGUUAUCUCGUAGUCCACGUUGUGAAUUUUCACAGGAUACUUCAAUAACAACUGAUGGUUCAAUGUUACCACGUACUAAUCGACCACGUGAAUUACGAAUUGCACCAUCAUCAUCAUUAAUGAUACGUACAACAGAUAAUAGUAAUACGGUAACAUCAAAACAAACCACUGGUAAAUAUCCCGCUACAUUUCGUGUGUACGGUACAUCAGGAAAUACAACUCCUGGUAGCAGUGGUACAAGUGCACCGGUUAUGGUUGAUAAAAUAGUGCCAAUGAAUUCGACAACAAAUUCCCGAAAGACCAAAGAAGACAAUUGCUGUUAUCAUUUACCGCAAUUUGAUUAA